Messenger RNA from Lotus japonicus, 1232 nucleotides. RefSeq names its product histone deacetylase HDT1-like. The coding region runs from base 146 to 1018 and encodes 290 amino acids. The transcript has 10 exons. Lineage: Eukaryota; Viridiplantae; Streptophyta; Magnoliopsida; Fabales; Fabaceae. The record is from RefSeq and is a predicted model, not a curated record.
GCACACAGAAACCCUAUUUUUUUCCAUUCACUAUAUAUAUUCGCAUAAACCCUACAAACCCUUCUCUCUCGCACCACUCGCUCAAACCUCGCACCCUCUUCCAAAACCAAAAACCCUAACGUGCUCAUUUCUCUCUCUUCCUCCAAUGGAGUUUUGGGGUGCUGAGGUUAAGGUUGGGGAAACUGUUAAGGUCGACCCAAGCGAGUUUGAGGCAUGCAUUCACCUUUCCCAGGCUGCUCUUGGUGAGUCAAAGAAGGACAAAGAACCUGUGGUCCUUUCCCUGAAAGUUGGUGACCAGAAAUUUGUUCUGGGAACCCUUAACAGGGAGAAGAUUCCUCAAGUGUCUCUUGAAUUAGUUCUUGACAGGGAGUUUGAGCUUUCUCACAACUCUAAAACUGCUAGUGUUCAUUUCUGUGGAUACAAAGCAUACUACCCUGCUGAUGAAAGCGAGGAUGAUUUUUCUGAUAGUGAUGAGAGUGAUGAGGAUAUCCCAUUGAACGCUGAGAAUGGGAAGCCUGUGAUAAAAGCUGAGGAGUUAAAGGUAACUGGGUCUAAAAAGGCUGAUGCCAAGAGUGGUGCCUCAGCAAAACAAGUCAAGGUUAUUGACCCCAAGAAAGAUGAAGAGGAUGAUUCUGAUGAUGAAGAUGAUGAAGAUGAUGAUUCUGAUGAGGAGAUGGAUGAUGCUGAUAGUGACAGUGAUGAGAGCGACAGUGAUGAUACUGAUGAAGAGACCCCUGUUAAGAAGGCUGAUCAGGGAAAGAAGAGAGCUAAUGACUCUGCAUUAAAAACCCCAGUUUCUACCAAGAAGGCAAAAAACAUCACGCCUGAAAAGACUGAUGGUAAGAAAACAGGACAUACUGCCACUCCUCACCCUGGGAAGAAAGGUGGAAAGAAUUCUGAGUCUAAGGCUCAGACUCCCAAGUCGGGUGGACAGUUCUCUUGCUCUCCCUGUAGCAAGUCUUUCAAUUCUGAGAGUGGUUUCCAACAACAUAAAAAGGCUAAGCAUGGUGGUCAGUGAUGCUACAUCUGUCAGUUCAAACUUCAUCAUGUAUCAUUUUUCAUUACUGCGCAUUACAGUGAGUAUCCUAAAGGCACUAGGUGUUUGUCCUUACUUUUUGGUGUAGUAAACUGGCGAAAAGUCUCAAGUUUUGUUUGACAUUGUAUUGAGAUGUUCUACUGCUUGUUUAUUUGAACGGUUUGAUUUUUAUUUAUACCAUUGAGGGUUGUAGGCA